Messenger RNA from Heterostelium album PN500, 2280 nucleotides. RefSeq names its product phosphotransferase enzyme family protein. The coding region runs from base 1 to 2280 and encodes 759 amino acids. Lineage: Eukaryota; Evosea; Eumycetozoa; Acytosteliales; Acytosteliaceae. The transcript is spliced from 6 exons. The record is from RefSeq and is a predicted model, not a curated record.
AUGCCACUUUUCGAAACAAUAGCUAUCGAUUUAGAAAAACUAAGCUCUACUGCUGAGAAACAUUGGGGUGUCACUGUUGGUGAAUGCAUCAAAUCCAGUCAAAAUCAUACAUAUAUUGCAACUGGAAAAGAUGGUGAAAAGCUAAUUUUACGUGCAACUCCAGACCCACAAAGACGUCGUAUAGAUUCUACCAGGUUGGAAGUUAAGCUGUUGGAUUAUCUUGCUGAUAACGGACUCGAAGUAUGUCCGGCUCUGAAGAGUAACAUCACCAAUGAGUCGCUUGUCGUAAUGGAUGAUCCAUGUGUAAUUAUAUGUCUCUAUAGAUUCGCUAAAGGCGAGCCAGUUGUCUAUACUGAAUGGCGAUGGUUGGAAAACAAAGAGAUUGUAGUGGCGCUCGGCCAAUGGUUUGGAAAGCUACAUCAACUCACCCGGCGAUUCCAAGUGGAAAAUCCGGAUCUAGCUAGUACCGCCAGACACUGGACAACCCUCCACGAUUCGAUACUCGCUAGCUACCAAGUGGAUCCACUCGAUCUUGCGGUGGAGAACGAUUCUCAACACUUUGGAAUCAUACACGGCGACGUCAACCCGAGUAACUACUUCUGGCAACCCGAUGUCAAGAUGGUAUCGAUGUUCGAUUGGGAUCAGCUACAGAGUGGUUAUCUUCUCUACGAUUUGUCCGCACCGAUCUGGGGUGUCGUUACACUCGAGCAACACGGAUCGACAAUGGGAGCAGCUCCAGAGAACGCCAGCGCCAAACAAUAUACACAAUGGCUGCUAGAGGGAUACGAACCAAUUGAAGGACCAGUCGAUAGAAAGCGUCUCGAACGUAUGGUUACAAUCAGACGUGAACUCUAUGUUCGUUUCUCUAAAUAUCGACAUUUAGAAUUCAAUAGAUAUUGGAUUGUCAGAUCGAUUAUAUGUGGGUCUGCAUUCAUUUGGAUUCUCGCUCUGUUACUUGGUAAUCAAUUUCUAUGGUAUUCAGAUGGAGGACUUUUCGGUUCGAAUCCACGUUACUAUAAAUAUGUUUGUAGUCUACAUCUAUUCUUCACUGUCGGCAGCGCAGAACCAUUGUUUUUUAUUGUAUUCUUAUUUAUUCUUAAAUCAAAAACAAGUCCAAAGAGAAGUUCUUUGUAUAUAGAUGAUCCAAAUUAUUAUGUUGUAAAACGAUCGAUAUUAGUUACUAUUCCGGUGGUAAUUCUCCAUAUUGCAAUUCUUAUUAUAGCUGCAUCGGAUGUAAAGAAACCAUCCAAUCAAUUUUGGAAUACCUACGAUGAUGAAGCCAAUAAAUGUUUCGAACCCUUUAUUAUAUUAACAAAAUCAUCAAAUCAUCAAGUUUUAAUAUCAAGAAAAUUCGCCAGAUCAUUAAUGAAUAAGAAUCUACUCAGCAGAAUCAAAUUAUCAGCAUUAUGCUUUAUACUAUUCUUACCAUUGGAAUUGGCAACUCGUAUUUUAAUAUUUUUCUUGGAUAUAAAGCAAACACAAGCACUAUAUUAUGCAUUUUUCUUUGUAGAUAUUCUAGUGAUAAUUAUUGCAGUUUCGGAAUUUGUACUCUUCCCAAUUCUCGAUUCGAUUGGAUUCACAGUUUCACUGUCGAGCUUCAGUAUCAGGGACUAUAGAAUCAACAGUCGAAACUAUGAACACAUCGACGAAAAGGAUGUCAUCUCUGUACAUACUUCAAGACCAGAUGAAAUUCUCACACCCAAAGAACCAAAACCACAAAUUACAACUCAACAAAAAAUGGCACUAAAACAGAAGCUUCAACAACAAACAAAUAACAACAACAAUACCAGUGGUAAUAAUAAUAGUAAUGGAAAUGAUAUAGAGAUGGAUAGAUUAAAGAAUAAGAUAUUCAAUCGUGUCAAAGACACCGAAGAUAUUAACAAUAAUCCAUCCUCACCGUUUUCAUCGCCACUCACAUCGUCGACCUCUAAUAAAUCACCACCUCCACUGUCUCUACUGUCAGGCUCACCAACAAACAACAACAACAACAAUAGCAGCAACAAUAACAAUAACAACAACCUGUUACACCCACAACAACACCCAAUCGGAUCGGUAUCAUCUACAUCAUCGACAUCGUCAUCAGGUCACGAAAGAAAGAAAUCAAGAAGAUUCUCACUCGCUAUCAACAUCAAAAAGAAGACUCCAUCGCCAACUGAAUCGCCCAUUCUCACACCAACAUCUGUAUCUCCAACAUCUACCACCAGAAUUCUACAACCAACACCAGUCGAUGACUUUAAGAGUCAACUAAUGAAGUAUUCACACCAGAAUCAAAGAUUCUAA